Molecule: messenger RNA, 1254 nt
Organism: Halteromyces radiatus
Lineage: Eukaryota; Fungi; Mucoromycota; Mucoromycetes; Mucorales; Cunninghamellaceae
Product: magnesium transporter NIPA-domain-containing protein
Exons: 4
Coding region: 1-1254 (417 amino acids)
Biological process (GO): magnesium ion transport
Cellular component (GO): membrane
Molecular function (GO): magnesium ion transmembrane transporter activity
Source: RefSeq, a predicted model, not a curated record
AUGAAUUUAAACUCGUUUAUUUUUUACCUUCUUUUUAUAGGAAGUGCUGCCGGUGAAGGUUAUGGUUAUCUGAAAUCUGCCUUAUGGUGGUUAGGGAUGGGUUUAAUGGUUGUUGGUGAAGCAUGUAAUUUUGUUGCUUAUGCUUUUGCUCCUGCUAUUUUGGUCACUCCUCUUGGUGCUCUCUCAGUGGUCAUUAGUGCUGUAUUAUCCUCUAUCUUUUUGAAAGAAGGUUUGACUUUUCAAGGUAUCAUUGGUUGUGUUCAAUGUGUUUUCGGUGCAAUCAUCAUUGUAUUGCAUGCCCCUGAAGAAGGUGCUGCUGAUAAUUCUAUUGCAACUUUUCGAACUUUGAUGUUGUCAUCUGGAUUUAUGACUUAUUCUGUGUUUGCAGUUGGGAUAUCACUUUUCCUUGUGUUUUAUUGUGGUCCUAGAUGGGGUAGUAAAAACAUGUUGGUGUAUAUUACGGUGUGUUCAUUGAUUGGAUCAUUAUCUGUUGUAUUUACUCAAGGCAUUGGUGGGACGAUUGUACAUUCUCUAGCUGUAGAAAAUCAAUUCGACGACUGGUUUGUGUAUCUAGUGCUGGCACUAACAAUCGUAACUUUGAUGGUGGAAAUCAUUUAUCUCAACAAGGCAUUGAAUAUUUUCAAUACAGCUCUAGUUACUCCAACUUAUUAUGUCAUCUUCACCACUCUCACUAUCGUCAGUGCUACCGUUUUUUAUCGUGGUUUCGAAGCUUCUGGUACAGAUGUUACUACUUGUGUCUUUGGUUUCUUGAUUAUUUGUUCUGGUGUCGCACUUCUUCAUCAUUCUCGUAGUCAACCUCAACACCAUCAACCUUUAGGUGAUGAUGAAUCUAGUCUCGAUAGUGGCGGUGACAAUACGAUUCAUAUGAAUGGAAAUAUCCACGGCAAUCGACGAAAUAGUUUACUUCACAUCUUUGAUAAUGAGAAAUAUUUAAACUCGGAUGAAGAUGAUCUAGAUGAAAAUGAUCAUAUGCUUCCUCAACAAAAUGGUGUGCAUCAACCUGGUCCUGCUGAUAUCUUCCCAAAACCCUUGUCUGGUGCUAGUCGUUAUGCCUCUACUUCUCGGAAAUCGCUCACUCUCUCUCGUCGAUCAAAACAGUCUAUGGAUGAUUACAAUGGCAUUGAAUUGGUACCUGCCUCUCAUCAACAAUAUACCGAUAACAUCAAUAUGGAUAAAAUACAUUCUAAGAAUUCACAAAACAAAAAAACUGGUAAGAAAAAAAAAAGAAUAUAA